Molecule: messenger RNA, 364 nt
Organism: Ectocarpus sp. CCAP 1310/34
Lineage: Eukaryota; Phaeophyceae; Ectocarpales; Ectocarpaceae
Source: the annotation of a GenBank genome assembly
CCGGCCAUAUCGCCUGAGGCACGCCCACGCUCCUCUGCUCCUGUAGUUGAUCUCCCGGGUGAGGUCGCCAUGUUCGUUGACUACGCCACCGAUGUACCGGAACUCGGUCGUCUGGGCAUAUUUCUGUCCCGCGGCUUCGAUGGUCAGUGGUGGAGGCUGCGGGGCAGGCUGUGAUGUUGUAGUCGGCUUGUCCUUUGCGCGCAUCAGGAGCGUCUCCGUCUUCUUCUCCGACACCGUUAGCCCGAACUCCCCGAACACGUCAACGAUGAUGGUCAUCAUUCUCGCCAGUCCUUCUGCAGACCUUGAAACGACGCCGGCAUCAUCGGCAUACAGCACCCCCCAUACUGCCCUCCGUACUCGGUCA